This is a messenger RNA of Plasmopara halstedii, 4389 nucleotides long. RefSeq lists its product as uncharacterized. The transcript has a single exon. Bases 1 to 4389 code for a protein of 1462 amino acids. Lineage: Eukaryota; Oomycota; Peronosporomycetes; Peronosporales; Peronosporaceae. The record is from RefSeq and is a predicted model, not a curated record.
AUGGCGGAUCUUAAUGACAGCGAUGAUGACAAACAACACUUGACAGACGACAAUGGUGCGGACUGGGAGACUGCGCCCGAGGAUUUUGAAGUUUGUAGUGAUGACGCCUUAUCUGAUCGAUCCAAAGAUAAUGGCCAUAGUGACGGUGAUUUUGAGGAUGCGUGGCUGGACGACUAUCUAUUAGAUGCUGCCGACUCAAUGGCAUCGAAAAAGUUGGAAGAUGAAAAUGAAUCAAUUCGCUCGCUUCAGUCAAGGCGAGCUUUUAUGUCAAAGGUAGAGGAACUGAAGACAACACCAUCUCUUAUGGUAGUUGAUGCCACCGGUAAACCCGUUUUAAGUCUAUCGUCUCCGAAACUCGCAGGAUUUAAAGCUUUAGAAUCUAAUGGCUUUAUGUCUGAACAAAUCAAAGGACAACGUUCAGAGUCUUGUGCACCAGCUUUAAUUCAUCCGAUCGCGGACACAAUUUCCCUUAAUGAAACUGGUAAAAGUAGCUCGUUGUCGAGAAUUUCGCUGACACCAUUGUCUCCAUCAAGUUUACCAUACAAAAGAGCAAACACCCUUUGCUUUAGUCCCCCGUCAGUCACGACGACAAAAUUUUUCUUGAGCAAAGACUACAUAUCCUCAGGUAUGACUCGACCACCGCAAGUAUCGGAUUUGGAUGACACGACAAAGCGAACCUCAUUGCGCUAUUUAGAUGAAUGGAAGCGCAAGGAGAUGUGGCAAGACUUGAAACGCGCAGAAGAGAAUCUAGUGACUUCGAGUUGUAGCAGCAAUAGCGAUGAGCUUUCACCUUCUAGCUUGUCAAAGUCCAAGUCAACAGCAACGGACGGUCGUUUCGACGACAUUAUCACGACACUUCAAUCAGAACUUGCGUUGCCAUUAAGCCACGGAGACUCGUUGGCUCAGCAGCAAAACGGGCACUUUCUGGACAAUACUUCUAUGUCUGAGAAUUUGUUGACUGCAAACGUUCCCAGUGAAGACACGCACGAAGGUAAACCUUCGGUCACACCUCAGACAUCAGUUGUGUCUUCCAUGACCAACUCCUUGUUAUCUUCGCAACCAAUGUUUACUACUAUCACUGACCUCUCACCUCAAUCGCCUUUGACUCCUGUUUUAUUAUCGCGAUUCGAGCAAUUGCAAGUCGAAACUCAACAUCUGCAGCGAAAUUUGCAGCAGAAAAAUCAAACUUUGCAAAACGAAAACCAAUUGCUACGAGCCGAGAUCGAGAAGGUUCGAGACGAUUCAGCGGAUGACCACAAAUGUAUCAAAGAUCAGACUCUAAAGUUUAAGCAAUUAAAUGAAAGGAUAAAGCAGCUUAAUGAGAAACUGAUUCACUUGGAUGCCGUUGAGCGAGAGAAUCGUCAGCUUAAAGAAAUGACGCAAAAUCGCGACAUUCAGGCUGUGAGCACCAACGAGUUUGUCAAGACACUUAGCGAUCAGCUGGCACUCACCACCAAGAGUGAAGAACAAUUAAAGCUGCAGAUAAAGCAGCUCUUGGAGCAAAAUCACUCGCUGCAGACAGAUCUAUUGGAGAAGAUUGCGUGUGAGACGACCAAAUUUCAAAAUCUGGCAAAAUUGUCGGCUGAAAAUGAGUCGCUUACUAAGGAAUUAGUGCGAAAAGACCAUGUUUCGAAGGAGAGCGAAUUUGCCGAACGUCGGCGUUUGCAAUGUCUGGUGGUUUAUGGACUUUUGCGCUUGAAGAGACAAGAUACGCUUCGUUCUGUGGUUUUCAAGUGGUCCCGAUUUACCCAAAUUACGACCUUAGCCCUUACACGAGCAUUGACUCUGAUAUACCAUGCUAGUCACGAUUGUGUCGUAAAACUCAAAGCUGCAGCUUUUAGAAAGCUUUGCCUUGCCGCAAGAAACUUUAAUCAUGAGUCAAUUUUGUUAAAAUUUCAAUGGAGUCUUGAUGCCGCAAAGAAAGACAAUAGAGCACAUUGCAUAAUGCUUGGUAUGACGCACCUGAACCGGCUCCUGGAUAAUUGUGAACACAGGCAGACAGCAAGAUCGUUCUCAACAUGGAGAAGCAUCCGGCAUGUGCAUGUUGUCCAGUCUAGAUCGUUUGAAUUAGGAUUGACAAAAUUAAGGCUGCUUUUGAAUGGUCAGAAGAAAGUGGCCAGUCGAAAAGCGUUGUUGAUGCUACAUUUUAAAGCAGCACACGACAGAAAGAAUGGCGGUCUCGAGCGUUUGCAUCAAGCUGAAAAAAACUUGACUGAGUCAAAAGAGUGUAUCUUCUCAUUAUCCCGCGCGAAGGUAAAGCUGGAAGAUAAACUUCAAUCAUCAUGUAAUGAUGUCCAACGCCUCGCUGAAAAGGUGGUGAAAAACGCAUCAGAGCUGCAGCUUGCAAAGCACUCAUAUGUCGCAACCGUCAUUCGUGAUAUUGACCGUAAAUGGUUACGAUCUUUGUUAUCGCAGUGGCGAAUACAAACAGUAGAGUCUAUUGCUGUUCGUGAGCUCCAAUCGCAUGUUAAACUGGUAGAGCUGAAAGCGGCAGAGCAAGAAAAGUAUUCUAAAUCGUUGGAUGAUUGUAAUCGUGUGCUGCGCAGCGACCUUGAGCGUUUUCAAUUUUUCUCGCUGGAUAAACAGAUUACUGUGGAUGCCCUAUCUAAAAAAUUGCUGCGUGAAGAAGAGCGCUAUCGCCGCAUGGAAGAGCGUAAUGUUAUGCUUGAAGAGAAAGCUAACGCUUUGAAAACUCAAUUGGCUUCAUAUGUGGAAUCUGAUGGCCUUGUCCUGCCGUUAAACUUGCUUGUCUUGUGCAAAGAUGUCGCGAUGAGUAAUCUUCGCGAACUUUUUCAAUUGUACGCAACAUCCGACAGUGCUGUUGCUGUCGACGUAGGUCGCAUUGGUGAUAGAUCGAAGGAUGUAAAUUUAUCGCCUCGGUUAGCCUUGGCCUCAUUUGUUCGUAUGCUCGAGUGUUCAUCACUACUUCAGGAAAAUGUUGUUCAACGGGAGUCACUUGCGGAACAUUUGGCCAAAAGCCUCCCGUCAUACGCAGUGGAGAGUGGCCUUCUCUUUGCAGAUUUUAUAAAUGGUCUGAAUGAGUAUCUCACCAAAACCUUUUUGGAUAGUAAACUGAAGCACGAACAGCUAAAACGUUUUUGGGCAAGUCUACUCUUCCUUCUUGAAGCAUUUUAUGGUCGCAGAUGUGGCGCCGCUGAAGCAAAAGUAUUUAGGGGUGUCAAUGUCAGCGGGACUAGUGGUAAUGGUCCCACUUUGCUGUUAUGUCCUUCACGUGCCUCGUGGGCGGGUCGCCUCAGCGACGACAUUCUUCAAAACCGAGAUAAGCUGCUAGCGGUGCUCGAACAUGAGACUGCAGUUGUCGAACGCGCUGUUAUGGAGAAAGCCUCUUUGAAACACACUUAUCAGACAAGUGAAUUAACAUUGACAGGAAGCGUAAGUAGCUCGCCAUUUGUUGAGUACCAAUGUGAUCCGCUUCUUCCGCCAGGAUCACCGUCGCACUCUUUCGGUGCAAUAGAAAGUGAAAAUACAACCAAUUUAGCUUUGCAUGAUGCAGGCUCCAACUUUACAUCCAGUGAAGCAACGCAUGGAAUCUCAAUGGAAGUGUAUUCAAACUGGCAUCUCAUUCCUCAAGUGCGCGACCUUUUUCUCGCUCUUCGCACAUCGACGCUCAAACUUGUUGUUCAAUAUUCUAGUGGACAACACUCUGCUGCACUUGGAAGCCAGCAUUAUCUUCUCUUGACUGCAGUUAUUCGUAUGCUCACUGAUUUUAAACUACAUCCAACAAUUUUAACCAGAGAACGCGUUCAGUCCCUGUUUAAUAGAUUCCGCGUGGCAAGUGAUAUUGAAGGUGGCUUUCUCACACCACAGGGCUUUAGCUUUCUCCUUGGUUCUUGUGCAUUUGAGCUAUAUGCAAGAUCGCUGACAAGCAGCCAGAAGAAGCCUCAUCCAAUUCUUUCAGCUCGCGAAAUUUUAUUGACUUUCUUUGGUGACUUAGGCUUACUCGCUGAGAGCGAUAUUUUUAUAGAUGCGAGAUUGUUCAUUGUAGGGAUCGAUGCUGAGGCGAUCCUCUGGCCUCUAUUCGAGUACUAUGCAAACGCUGCAGAUUCAGCACCCAACAAAGAAGGCAACACCUCACGAAUUGGAAUUAAUGUCAUCGCAUUCGAUCGAUUCAUGAUGGACAUUGGUGGAAAGCUUGCAGAGGACCCACGCACGCUUUUUUGUCGAGUGAUGCAAAAUUCGAGCAAAUAUGGAGUAAAAGAGGAUCUCGAGCACUGGAGAAUGCGUUUAGACGAAUUCUACGUUGCCAUAUCUUACAUACAAAACGAACGAAGCCCAGGUACAGCAUACGCAAGACCAGGUGAAGCAGUGCGACAGUGGCUGAAGCAAUCGCAAGAAGGCAGUUGCAACGAAAACGGUGCUCAAACUUAG